Messenger RNA from Dracunculus medinensis (Guinea worm), 753 nucleotides. NCBI's taxonomy places the organism in Eukaryota, Metazoa, Nematoda, Chromadorea, Rhabditida, Dracunculidae. The record is from the annotation of a GenBank genome assembly.
AUGAAAAUCUUAUUACUCUCUGUGACAUUAUCAGUGGUCGUGUUGGAAGGUGAGAAAAUAACUCGCGAAAAUAUGCCUGCGGCAAAAUAUUAUGAUGGAAAGAAAUUCGUUAUACCAAUUGCACAUAAAACGAUGGAAGAUAUUCGCGAUCGAUGGUUGCAGCAAGCAAUGAGUGGAUUAAUAACUGGAGUUUCGCUAAAAAACAGUGUAAAUCUCAGUGUAAAAAACAAAAUUUGGCUUAAAAUUUGUAUAAAAAGAUCGAAAAAUGUUAACGAACAAGCACGUUGUGUGAUCGAAGCACUUGGGCCUCGGAAAUUCUAUAAAAUGGACCUUCCGAGAAUUGUACAAAUCUGGUCGUUACCUCUGCGAAAUUUUAACGAUCAUCGCAAUCAACCAAACGAAGAUGAAUGGAUUGGCGGUUUUUUUAUGUUUCAAGCAAGGCGUUUCGAAAAUAGAGAAUCCGAUAUCACUUCACAAAAUAAUUAUAAAUUGUUGACAGAGAAUGCGAACCGUUCACCAUUUGGAUUUAUUGCUGAAUUUCUGAAGAAAAAUAUACAAUACAUAAAGGAAAAAACUGAUUCGAAACCUUGGUUUAUUGUGUUAGCUAGAUUUGAACAGUUGGAAGCGGAAUUGAAAAUGCACGACGAAUUGAAAAGAACCUUGAUGGGAGAAUUGAAGCUGUUCUCUGAAGGUCGAAUUAAGGAGCUGCUGUUGGAAUUGAAUAAUCCAGAUGUAUUUGUUUAUUUUUAUUGA